Molecule: messenger RNA, 516 nt
Organism: Medioppia subpectinata
Lineage: Eukaryota; Metazoa; Arthropoda; Arachnida; Sarcoptiformes; Oppiidae
Source: the annotation of a GenBank genome assembly
AUAAAUACUAAUACUUCGGGCAAAACAUUAAGCGCCCGACUGUUGGAGCCGUUGAUGGAGUCAUUGCCGCGACUGUUCGUCGAGGACUACGUCCAGGAAAUACUAAUGACGGGAGAAAUGAGUGCCGAAAACAUACGAUACGGACAGAAGUAUUGGAAGAGAACCAAACACGUGAUGCUCACGCGUUUCGAAAUGUUAAAACGCGCGCUAACUGUGACCACCAAUGAUGACGAGCGCCACUAUUUGAGUCUAGUUGUGUUAGGAUUGGGACGAAAACUGAACAAAUAUUUGGACAAUUUUCAACACCUAUUGGGCGGCAUUGAGGACGACAUACUGAUCUACGCGCCCACCGAUACCCUCAUCGAUAAUCAUCUCGUAUUUUGGCGUGAAAUGAAACGUGAUUCAUUUGUACGCAUGAUGGCCACCGAUUUAGUGCCCGCGUGGCAUAUAUUACAGCUCCGGGAGUACCUAAAACGUCAGCCCCAAUACAAGCCGAGCCCGUUGUCUGACUUUAUA